UUCACCGAAAGUAAACCCGGACGCGUUCCCCGUCAAAAAAUCGGAUUUGAUAAUCUGCGAUACGUCCGGUCAAGUUUGUAAUUUCUUUGAAAGAAUUGGUUCUUCCGCUUUGGUCUCUUUGGUCAAAAAAGAAAAAAAAAAAAAGGACAAAGAGAAACCGACGUCGGCGUCCUCUAUACUCUGAGUCCUAUUUCCUGGAUUUCUCAUCCAUUCAUCAAAUUUUCCUUUUUACUUUUCCUUUUUAUUUGUAAUCAGAAAAAUCAGUGUAAACUGAAUAUGGAUUUGGAGGCCAGUUGCAAGGAUAAAUUGACACACUUUCGAAUAAAAGAACUCAAGGAUGUUCUCACUCAAUUGGGUCUUUCAAAGCAGGGGAAGAAGCAGGACCUUGUUGAGAGGAUAUUAGGUGCUCUUUCUGAUGAACAAGUUGCAAAGAUGUGGGCAAAGAGGACUCCUGUGGGAAAGGAACAGAUAGCAAAACUUGUUGAUGACACAUAUAGGAAGAUGCAGGUUUCUGGAGCCACUGAAUUGGCAUCGAAGGGACAGGGCGUGUCAGACAGCAGUAAUGUUAAAAUUAAAGGGGAAAUAGAUGAUUCCUUUCAAUCAGAUAUAAAAGUUUGUUGUCCCUGUGGAAGUCCAUUGGAGACUGAGAACAUUGUCAAGUGUGAGGAUCCCAGAUGCCAAGUGUGGCAACAUAUUGGUUGUGUUAUAAUUCUGGAGAAGCCUAUGGAGGGAAAUCCGCCAGUUCCUGAUUUAUUCUAUUGUGAGAUAUGUCGACUAAGCCGCGCUGAUCCUUUUUGGCUUACUAUUGCUCACCCUUUAUAUCCAGUGAAGUUGGCUAUUACAAAUAUCCCACCUGAUAGUACAAAUCCAAUGCAAAGUGUGGAUAAAACAUUCCAAAUCACCAGAGCAAACAAGGACUUACUGGCAAAACAGGAGUAUGAUGUCCAGGCAUGGUGCAUACUUAUGAAUGACAAGGUUCCAUUCAGGAUGCAGUGGCCUCAAUAUGCAGAUUUGCAGGUCAAUGGUGUACCUGUUCGUGCAAUUAAUAGACCUGGCUCACAAUUGCUUGGGGCUAACGGCCGUGAUGAUGGUCCAAUUAUAACUCCAUGUACCAGAGAGGGGAUUAAUAAGAUAACUUUGACUGGAUGUGAUUCUCGUGUAUUCUGUUUUGGAGUUAGAAUUGUUCAAAGGCAAACAGUUCAACAGAUACUUAACAUGAUUCUUGAGACUGAUGGUGAACGUUUUGAAGAUGCUCUUGCUCGUGUUUGUCGUUGUGUUGGUGGUGGAACUGCAACAGACAAUGGUGAUAGUGACAGUGAACUAGAAGUUGUUGCCGAUUUUUUUGGAGUCAACCUACGCUGCCCUAUGAGUGGUUCAAGAAUGAAGAUGGCUGGAAGGUUUAAACCCUGUAUUCACAUGGGCUGUUUUGAUCUUGAAGUUUUUGUGGAGCUGAACCAACGGUCUAGGAAGUGGCAGUGCCCGGUUUGCCUGAAGAACUACUCGUUGGAGAAUGUUAUAAUUGAUCCUUAUUUUAAUCGCAUCACAUCCAAGAUGAGAAAUUGUGGAGAAGAUAUUACCGAGAUUGAGGUCAAGCCUGAUGGUUCUUGGCGUGCAAAGGCUAAAAGUGAAAAUGAGCGUAGAGAACUUGGUGAUCUUGCACAAUGGCACUCUCCUGAUGGUACCCUAUGUGGAUCUGGCAGUGCUGAAGUUCAGCCAAGGGCUGAAACAUCCAAGCAGAUCAAACUUGAAGGUGCUUCAGAAGUUCAUACUGGUUUGAAACUUGAAAUCAGGAAGAAUCAAAAUGGGUUCUGGGAGGUUAGCAAGCCUGAAUUUAUGAACACCUCUUCUGGUAAUAGAUUACAAGAAAGGUUUGAAGAUCGUGAGCAAAAAAUUAUCCCAAUGAGCAGCAGUGCCACUGGAAGCGGUAAGGACGGUGAAGAUCCUAGUGUAAAUGAGGAUGGUGGUGGAACUUAUGACUUUACAAGCAAUGGGAUUGAGCUUGAUUCCAUGCCUCUGAACAUAGAUUCUGGAUUUGAAUUUUCUGACCGAAAUCCAUCUGUACCGGCGGGAAAUGCAGAAGUUAUUGUUCUUAGUGAUUCAGAUGAAGAGAAUGAAAUAUUGAUAUCUUCUGCAAGUGCCUAUAAGGAUAAUGAAAAUGAUGCUGUUGCAGUUAAUUUUCCAGUGGCUCCUGGUAUUUCUCAUCCAUAUUCAGAAGAUCCAGCUCUUGGGACUGCUGGUAAUUUGGAUCUUUUUGCCCCUAAUGGUGAAUUUGACAUGCCUUUAUGGUCCUUACCUCCAGGAAACCAAGAAGGCUCAGGGUUUCAACUAUUUGCUGCAGAUACAGAUGUCUCAGAUGCCUUAGUUGAUCUGCAGCAUAAUCCUCUCAAUUGCCCUUCGUCAAUGAAUGGCUAUACAUUGGCUCCUGAGACUACAAUGGGAUCUGCAACUCUAGUCCCUGGUUCUUCCAUUGGUCAGACCGAUAUGGAUAUAAAUGAUGACUUGGUUGACAAUACCUUGUUUGGCGGAGAAGAUCCCUCUCUUCAGAUAUUUCUUCCGACAUGUCCUUCAGGUGCAUCAGCGCAGUCUGGUUUGAGAAAUCAAGCUGAUGUCUCAAAUGGCAUCCGUACUGAUGAUUGGAUUUCGCUUAGGCUUGGAGGUGGUGCAAGUGGUGGUCAUGGGGACUCAGCAACAGUGAAUGGAUUGAAUUCAAGGCAGCAGAUACCUUCCAGUGAACGUACUAUUGAUUCUUUGGCUGACACUGCUUCUCUGCUGCUUGGUAUGAACGAUAGUAGAUCUGAGAAGUCAAGUAGGCAAAGAUCAGAGAGCCCUUUCUUAUUUCCUCGGCAAAAACGUUCUGUAAGGCCAAGAUUAUAUUUUUCUAUUGACUCGGACUCUGAGUAAUUGGGCUUGUUUGCCUAAAGUUGCUGGCCCUCCCUUAUGAAUUUUUUGGGAAACACGAGGUAUCUCAUGAAGAAACUCGGUGAUCACUCAUGAAGAAAGUUGACUGGUAUUUCAGUUAACAUGAAAUGAAAAUUUUCAGAAGGAAAGCCCAGCUGAAGGAAAAAAAAAUGGCUGCAAGGGAACCAUGCACCGGCCUUGAGCUGGCAGCUGCAGAAUUCUUUGUUAAAUGGUGAGCCCAAGGCCUUUUAUACUAGUUAGUGUUGCCUGCACAUUCAAUGAAGCUCUACACUUCUAAUUCUAUGCGUUGUAACAGGAUUUUUACAAGCAGUUUUCACCCUCAGUUAUUAAGACAGAUCAGCAUAUGCGAUUAAAUUGUACAGUUAGUGAUUUAGUCUGAAAAUUGGAGUUGAUCCAUUGGUUCAAAAUCUUUGGGUGCGGUGGGGGACAAGGGUCCCACCAUUUUACCGUCUUCACAAGGAUAUCGAGAUCAAAUAGUAUGUAAAUUCUCUCAAAUUCAGUUAUUUAUAGAAUUUAUUCCUUUUGCCAGACAGAUUUCCCUGCCAAGCCAUUACUGGUCGAUGUUUUUAACUUUCCAUAAUUAGAUUUGUUUGUACUUGCUAAGCUUUUUAAUGGCUGAACAGCUUUUAUUAAGUGCAUGACGUUAUUGUCUGGGUUCUUUUUUUAUUCUUCUAAUCAUGAACCGUAAAAGAGGAAAAACAAAUUGUGCAUUCUCUUAAAGGAGGAGACAUAUUUGUUCACAGAAUGAGUCCAUUGUGGCAAAGUUCUCUUUCUAUUUUGUGGUAUUAACAUUAUAAAUUGGAUUAAUGUC
Durio zibethinus is the source of this 3730-nucleotide messenger RNA. RefSeq names its product E3 SUMO-protein ligase SIZ1-like. The record is from RefSeq and is a predicted model, not a curated record. Gene Ontology annotation, molecular function: SUMO ligase activity; zinc ion binding. NCBI's taxonomy places the organism in Eukaryota, Viridiplantae, Streptophyta, Magnoliopsida, Malvales, Malvaceae. Gene Ontology annotation, cellular component: chromatin. Gene Ontology annotation, biological process: protein sumoylation.